This is a messenger RNA of Aedes aegypti (yellow fever mosquito), 4235 nucleotides long. RefSeq names its product importin subunit alpha-3 (gene Kap-alpha3). Gene Ontology annotation, molecular function: protein binding; nuclear import signal receptor activity. Bases 369 to 1928 code for a protein of 519 amino acids. NCBI's taxonomy places the organism in Eukaryota, Metazoa, Arthropoda, Insecta, Diptera, Culicidae. Gene Ontology annotation, biological process: NLS-bearing protein import into nucleus. The record is from RefSeq and is a predicted model, not a curated record. Gene Ontology annotation, cellular component: nucleus; nucleoplasm; cytoplasm. The transcript is spliced from 5 exons.
UGUUUGACAGCGCAGACAGCCAAAACUUCUCGUCGCGAGCACGACGACGGAGCGCACCAUCAGAGCGAGCAAAACGCGAGCAGCAGAACAAAACGUGAAAAACGGAAAAAUCUUCGCGGAAAGUUUGUUCUCCUCUUCUGUGUUCGGAUUUCCACGGCGUCGAAAAAAGUGCGUCCGAGUGCGUGGAAAGCUUGAGCGUUUUUCCGCCGGAAAGUGCAGUGCAGUGCUGAAAUUUGUCGGGGUUUUUCCUGCUGCGGAAAAAGGAUUCUUUUUCGCUUGACGACGACGAAGAAGACAUCAAUCACACACACAUACACCGACGCAUUUCAUAGUCCGAGACCGAAGAGCAGCAGCAAAUUGAACGAAAAAUGGCGUCGAUAGAUUCGCAGGCGAAAAACCGAAUGCAAGGUUUCAAAAACAAAGGAAAAGACCAGGAGGAAAUGCGAAGGCGUCGCAAUGAGGUCACCGUAGAACUGCGCAAAAACAAACGCGAAGAAACCAUCCUCAAACGUCGCAACGUUCCGCAGACGACGGCCGAAUCGACAGACGAAGACGACUACACCUCGCCGUCCAAUUUGAGCAAACUGGUCGAGAAGGCCGGAAACAGUGACGACAAAGACGAACAGCUGGCCGCAGUCCAGGCGGCUCGACGCUUGCUCUCAUCGGACCGGAAUCCUCCGAUCGAUUCCUUGAUACAGAGUGGCAUUUUGCCGAUUCUGGUGCGUUGCCUCGAACGGGACGACAAUCAGUUGCUACAGUUUGAAGCUGCUUGGGCGCUGACAAAUAUCGCAUCGGGAACCUCGGCGCAAACCAACCAGGUUGUACGUGCUGGAGCAGUUCCGCUCUUCCUGCGUUUGCUCGGAUCGCCCGCUGCCAACGUCUGCGAACAGGCUGUCUGGGCCUUGGGCAACAUUAUCGGUGAUGGUCCCUGUCUUCGAGAUUACGUCAUCAAACUGGGCGUCGUUCAGCCGCUUUUAUCGUUCAUCAAGCCAGAAAUUCCAAUUCCGUUCCUGCGCAAUGUCACAUGGGUGAUCGUGAACCUGUGUCGCAACAAGGACCCACCGCCACCAGUGGACACAAUACUGGAGAUUCUGCCGGCGUUGAACAUGCUGAUCCACCACACCGAUAUUAACAUCCUGGUAGACACCGUGUGGGCUCUGAGCUAUCUCACCGACGGAGGCAACGAACAGAUCCAGCUGGUCAUCGACAGUGGCGUGGUACCGAAAUUGAUCCCCCUGCUAUCCCACGUCGAAGUCAAAGUGCAGACGGCAGCGCUUCGGGCGGUUGGAAACAUUGUUACCGGUUCAGAUGAUCAGACGCAGGUUGUGCUCAAUUGCGAUGCUCUGUCUCACUUCCCCGCGCUGCUGAGCCAUCCGAAGGACAAAAUUCGCAAGGAAGCGGUCUGGUUCCUGUCGAACAUCACCGCCGGCAACCAAACGCAGGUGCAGGCCGUCAUCGAUGCCGGAUUGUUGCCCAAGAUCAUCGAGAACCUGAGCAAGGGUGAAUUCCAAACGCAGAAGGAAGCGGCCUGGGCGAUCAGUAACCUGACGAUCAGCGGCAACCGCGAUCAGGUGGCACAGCUCAUCCGGGACGGUGCCAUCCCACCAUUCUGCGACUUGCUGACGUGCAAGGACACGCAAGUCAUCAAUGUCAUCCUGGACGGAAUUAACAACAUGCUGAAGUUGGCUGGACCGCACACGGAGGAAAUCGCCAACAUGAUCGAGGAAUGCGACGGUGUGUCGAAGAUCGAGGUUCUGCAAAAUCACGAGAACAUCGAAAUCUACAAGCUGGCGUACGAUAUUAUCGAGCAGUUUUUCUCGGACGACACCGAUGAAGCAGUGCUAGACGAGCUGAGACCUGCGGCGGAUGAGAACGCGUUCCAGUUCAACCAGAACGCCAACGUACCCAGGGAUGGAUUCAACUUCUAAGGCAAGUUUUAUAGCAAGCACACGUACACACAAGAAACUGUAAGCAAGAAGGAAAUCAACCUAUAUCUUCCUGAAAACAACACAAAAAGCAAAAUUCACACCCCACUUAUAUGUUGGUAAAAACCCACAAGGACGUGCGCGUGCAGGAUCUUUCAAAAGUCUCAAACAUCGGAUCAGUUGGUUCCCCGAAGUCAGUAAAACCGAAGCUAUAGUAAGCUCUACUAGCGUUUACACACAAACACACACACACAGACACUCCCCUCAAACACUCCACGUGCGCGUGGAACAGCUAAAGAGAGCAACGCCUAGUUGAACAAGCGGAACAGGGCAGGCAUAAAAGCUUGGGAACUAUUACUAGUUUUCACUUAGGAUUUUCUUCAAAUCUUACUAAUGGAUAUCUAUUUAUUAUAUUAAAACAAAUGGAGAAGAAGCAAGCAGCAGCAGCAAACCAACAAAUCAGAAAACACAAACGAAUCAUGCUGAAAGGACAGUUUAGGAAGGACUAACUGACGAACGAAACAGCAAUGCCAUCAUAAGUCAAACACUCACUCACACAAAAAACGUACAUACACUCACAAACACACAUACCUACACAAAGACGCUUAAGCAGGAAACAGAACUCAUACAAAAACACGCGACAUUAUUGUUUUUUUUAUAACAAUUUUUCAUUAGGUUCUUUUUUGAUGGAAAUCAAAAGAAGAAAUUCGAAACGUUAAUCGACUCGUUCGUUAGCUCCUUCUCUUCUUCGACGAUCGAGUGUCUCUCUCUUAGGGAAGAGUUUUUUUUUGUGUCACCAUUUUUAAACAAUUGUUAGUGUUUAUUAGAUUUUUUACGAAAUAGAAGGCACCUAUCCUAUCAUGCUUGAAAGGUAUACCAUCAUCAUUAUCAGUACUAGCAGUAUGUGCCUCGCUCUUGAAGAAGAGAAGGAGGCUAAAUGGGGAUACAUUGUCUUGGGUACAAGAGGAGAAUCUCCACUGUGUUUCUCCCCAGAAGUAGUUAAAAGUGGUGCUGUGUGAUCGCAGUCACUCACACACAGAUAGCAGAAUGUAACUGAAACAUACAUAACAAAAAAAUCAACGGAAGCAUUAGGGAAAUGUUGCUUUUAACUCCAUUUAGCAAAUCGAAAAUGGACGGAGAACUAUUUUUUCCAUUGUAAAAAGGCAUAUUUUUAUAUUGUAAAACAUUAUAUUGAUCGAAAUAAACCAAUGGACUGUAAUUUAGUUACUUUGUUGGGUGUUGUUAGCUCCUAGGCGUUUGUUUCGCAAUAAAAACCAGGAGCAAAACGUAAGGAAAUUGAUCUUGAGUUAGUCCCUCCCGAGGGGAAAACCAACCAAUUCGAAGAGGGACGGUCUGAAGAGCAGAGUCAGCAGAGAAACUUCUCAUAUUUUUCCGAGCCAUGAUAGGCUUUUCCUUUUGAUUUAGUUUAAGCUUUAAUUGUAUAAAAAGAAAGUAAUCGAAAAUGUGAAGAUUAAGGAACACAAGACUCCUACUUAGUGAAAAUGAGGGUCGCGGUUGAUUUUUUUUUGCCCACUGCGCACCCUCGAAAGCCACAAAUAUGAUUAAACACAAACGAUAUAACUCUUAUCAAUUGUGCGGGUGCUUAAAACUGUAAGUGCUGCCCAAUGAAAUUGGGCCAGUCGCAUCCGUGGAAAUUUUUGUAACUAUUUUCACACUCAGAACCAGUUGUAGAGGUUGCCAGUCCCUUGCGCGGGUAGCAGUGGAUUUAUGCUCAUGCCACAGACACACGUACGUGACACGACGCGACACUUUAGGAUUUUUUAACAAAUUUUCGUUCUUUCGCAGCAGCAAGCACCGGCAGUAGGCCGCACGCUGUGCGAAAUGCGAGCAAAUGUCGAAGCAAGCCAAGAAAAUAAGAUAUCGCCUUUUGGAAGAUGAAAAAGAUGAACGCAACGCACUUAUUUUUCGGUGUUCAAAAGCGCCGGGGAAGAAAUCUACCUAAAAGAAAAAUAAAAAAACAAACAUGGCCAAUAAAUCAAAAUUGAGCUGAAGAAAAUUUAAUUUUCAAACCAACACACAGACUUGAUAAGAACGCAAAUUAAUUUUUCGGUACGGAAAAAAAUCGCAGAGUAAUAAACGACAUUACCAUUUUUCUUUCCUCUAAUGUUUUAAGCAUAGAAAACAAACAGAAAACAAAACUACCACAAACGGAGAACGAACAUGAACAGAUGAUGAAGAAGAAGAACGAAAACAAACACACAGACACUCACCAACAUUACAGAGGAAACAGAUUUAUUUUUUGUCCUUUCUGGAAAUUGACGAAUAAAAAAGAAAUCAAAUGCAAAAUAA